Molecule: messenger RNA, 3484 nt
Organism: Amphibalanus amphitrite
Lineage: Eukaryota; Metazoa; Arthropoda; Thecostraca; Balanomorpha; Balanidae
Exons: 8
Coding region: 413-3271 (952 amino acids)
Biological process (GO): tRNA methylation
Molecular function (GO): tRNA (guanine) methyltransferase activity
Source: RefSeq, a predicted model, not a curated record
AUGCAUGACGCGUGUGUGACAAAAUUAAUUCACCAUGGUUCUGUUUAAAUUUUUAGGAAUACUGAGAACAAAUGUGAAGCCAAUAAUGUAUAUUUUGCUCAAUUCAUGCAAAAUUCACAUCUGGAAAAGCUCUUUAAUGAAUUGAAAGGCAUUUUAUUCAUAUUGUUGUACAUUAUUUAGAAGCAUGACCCAAAAAUGAACAACUGUUUUUUUUUUUUUUGCUCUGAAUCUCGAUCUUGAUCUAAGAAGGUUGCGCCGGUAUCUUUAUCGGGAAUAUCAAGCGCAACGAAACAGAUUGAUUUCAAUAGCCGCCCCCACCUUGCAAGUGGUGUUGUGCAAGUGGAUUCACCUCACCGAGAUUUCAUUAGUCAAGGCUCAUCUUGAACAAGUGCAUGACAAAGAUUGAGAGAUCAUGGCUUCCCAAUAUGAUAUCCCUUGGUAUAUGCUGAAGGGACUUGAUCCGACCAAUGCAGAAACCUGUACCCUGAAAGGGUCGGUGACGACGGGCAUGGAGCCCAGUGCCCGUGAUGAGAUAGCAGUCAAACUGAGAAGUGUCGCCUACAUCGCCCGUGGCCGGGUCUUUUUUGACGUGAAAAUAGACCAAAUGAGUGAGGCAUUGAAACUACGCUCACUGGACCACGUUCAUGUUCUGGUCGUUGUCAACCCGAAGUUUGGCUUCGUGAAGAAUAAGGAGACCUGUCUGCGCCGGCUGCGGCUGCUGCCCCGCGAGCUGGACUGGAAGAAGGCCCUCUCCGUUUGGCAGAGCGUCAGCGGUUUCCAGGGCGAGCCCCACACCCGACGCCCGGACGACCAGCUGGAGGCGAUAGAAAUACCGGUCGCCGCCGCCCCCGGCCCUGGUGCCGAGCCCAAACCUGCCGAUCCGCUGCUGGACUUCGUGGACAGUAUGCGUCAGCCGGUGAAGGGGACUCGGCCAGAAGACUCCGGAUCGGUGGACGAGGGGAAGGGCGAGCCGGCCUCGCAGUCAGACGCCCAGACGCAGAAUGGUGAGGGCGGCGCGCAGGGGACGGCCGAGACGGCAGCGGGAGACGCUCCGGCUCCAGUUGCCACAGAAGAGCCAUCAGAAGCGGCUGCUGCUGAGACAGAGAAGGACGCUGUUGUGGAAAAGAAGGCCGACGUGACCCCUGAAGGAUCAGCUGACGCCACGGUGACUGGUGCGACGGAUAGUGCCGUGGAAGGCGAGCCUGCUACUGGACCCAUGGAGACUGUGCCUGCAAACGCCGACACUCCUAGCACCGCCAGCACCGAGCAGGAGCCCCCUAAACCGGCCGACGCAGCGGCUAGUGAGGAGGUUCCUGUCAAGGAAAAGCCGGUUGGUUCGUCGAUGGAGACGAGCGCGCCGCCUACGGAGACUGGAGCCGCCGACGUGAAGCCAGAGGACGCAACAGAGCCCGUCUCUGCUACCCAGGACAUCGCGGAGCCUGCUGCUGCCACCCAGGACGCCGCGGAACCCACCGCUGCUGCCCCAGACGCCGACGCCUCGGCUCCGCCGGCGCGGGUGGCGCCCCCUCCCCCGCCGGAGGGUGCCGUGUCGUUCCGCGCUACCUGCUACCGGGCCGGCGGCGGGAAGCAGGGGCACGCGUUCAGCUCCAACGAGGGCGCGCAGAACUUUGGCGGCGCCGUGCAGGAGCUGUUCAACUGGAAGGUGCAGAUGAAGGGCUACGACCUGGAGGUCAUCCUCGACGUGGACUUUGAUAUGGUGAGCGUCGGCCUGUCGCUGACUCCUCGGGCGCUGUUCUACCGUAACCUGGCCAAGACGGGCCCCACGUCGCUGCGCUCCACCGUGUGCUACGGCCUGCUGAUGAUGGCCAAGCCGCAGCCCUACGAGGUCGUCGUGGACCCCAUGUGCGGUGGAGGGUCCAUCUCACUCGAGGGCGCCCAGGCGUUCCCCGGUACCUUCCACAUCUGCGGCGACAACUAUCCGGACGCCGCGCCGCGCGUGCUGCUGAAUCGCGAGUUCAGCGCGCGCCAGCUCAGCCCCACCGCCCAGCUGCCACUGGACGUGCUCACCUGGGACUGCACCCGGCUGCCGCUGCGUGACGGCUGCGCUGACGUCAUCGUCUCCGAUCUGCCAUUCGGGAAGCGGCUGGGCUCCAAGUUCGACAACCGCACCCUGUACCCGGCCUGUAUGGAGGAGAUGGCUCGCAUCUGUACCCCGCGCUACGGCCGAGCCGUGCUGCUCACCCAGGACAGACGCACCAUGGAGAAGACCCUUCAGCUGGGCCGUAUCAAGAGUCUGUGGCGAUGCCGGGCCUCGCCCUACGUCAACAUAGGCGGCCUGGAGGGGAUCGCCUACUUCUUGCAACGUUCAGACAUGGUGCGUCGCCGCCGGCCACCGCAGGCGCCGGUCGCUGCCGCCCUCCGCCGGGCCCCGCCGCAGUCAGAAGGUACACCAGCGGCUCCGGGCAGCGACCCGACUGGUAAGGAAUCGGAGACAGCCACAGCCGGCUCACCGGCCACUGCACAGUCCGGGGAUGCGCCCUCGGCAGGGAGUGAGGCGGGAUCUCAGUCGGCCUGCAAGGAGGCGGCGGUUGAGACGGAGAAGAUUAAUCGUGAGACUCAGGAGACUGUUGUCAUCCCGCCGGAGACAGGGUCAGGGGAGCCGCCUGGUGAGACGAUAACGGCAAAGGAGGUGGCCACGGACUUAGCGAAGACGUCAGAGCCAGUAGCUACUCCGUCUAGGAAGUCGGAAGACCCGGUAGUCGAGUCGUCCCCCAAGUCAGAGGACCAGGACCCGUCAGAUGAGCCGUCCCCAAAGUCAGACGAGCCAGCACCUGCGCUGUCUUCGAAGUCAGAAGACCCUACAGUCGAGCUGUCCACAAAGUCAGAGGAAGCGACAGUCGAGUCGUCCCCAAAGUCAGGCGAGUCAGCAGAUGCUUCACCUUUGAAGUCGGAAGACCCGUCAGCUAAGCCUUCCCUGACGGUGGCGGAAGUGGCCGAACCGGCGACUGCCAAGGUGCCCCCGGAGACGGGCGAUGCUUCGGAGCUACAUCAGUCAGCGACACACCAGACUGAGUCCGCUGCCAGUGUCUGCUCUGAGACGGCACCCACUGAGAAGUCACCCGCGCCAGUUUCGUCGGAGUCGGUACCUGAGGCAGAUACACAAGCGCCAGCGGCGGAAAGUUCCGAGGCGACGCCCGCGGCGUCUCCGGUCAAGGUGACGCCGGGCUCACCCACUGCAGCGGGGUCGGUCGGCACGGGGACUGAGCAGCCUGCGCCGGCGCCCCCGCCCGCCGAUACCCCGGCGGAGUGAUUACCCACGCUCGCCAGUCGGCGAUCCGCCUGGUUGGGGUUUCCGCCCGACGGCCUCGCUUGCUAGCUGUGACGGAGCUUCCAUGUGAUAACCAAGUGGUUCUUUGUAUGAGUUGUUCAGUCGAGAUAAGUCGUUCCUGUUGGGAGAUGUGUGGGUAUUUUGAAUAGCCAAGGAUCUCUUCCGAUGUCAAAUACAAGUUGCUCGUUAUUUUCA